UCCUCGGGACGUUGCAGAUUGCGUCAAGUCAUUACCAAACUGGCAAAUGAAUGAAUGCACAUCUGUCAAAAAACAAAAAUGGCAGUUGAUGAGCAAUAAUACAAAAAUUUUCACAGUUUUAAAACAACACCAGCUCGUUAUUCCUCGAUUAAUAAGUCACUUUCGAUUUUAAUGACGUUUUGUGAUGAACGGGAUGCUACCGUCAUUCACCCCACCAGUGGUUAAACGCCUCCUGGGCUGGAAAAAAGGUACAGACGCUGACGAUAAAUGGUCGGAGAAGGCAGUGAAAAGUUUGGUGAAAAAAUUGAAAAAAUCUGGAGCGCUAGAAGAACUCGAACGCGCAAUUUCCUCGCAAAAUCACAACAGCAAGUGUGUUACGAUUCCUAGGGCACGUCCCAAUGCUGAAAUAGGCAAUCUGCAACAACAACGCAAGGGUCUACCUCAUGUUAUUUACUGUCGCUUAUGGAGAUGGCCUGAGUUGCAGUCCCACCAUGAGCUGAGAUCUCUCGAUCAUUGCGAAUACGCCUACACUUUGAAAAAAGAUGAAGUCUGCAUCAACCCUUAUCACUACACCAGAAUUGAAAGUCCAGCGUUACCUCCAAUCCUAGUACCUCGUCAUUCUUUGAGCGAUGAAAAUAAUUUAUUUCCCCAUUCUCUCGAGGAUUUGAGCAUUUCUGUGCCGGAGAAUACUUCUUUUCCUCAUAACACCAAUCCCCUGGGUUUACAUUUACAACAUACGGGAAGUUACAUGGAUACUGUUGGAAUAUGCCCAAACGGUACCUCUACAAAUAUGGAAUCGCCUCAUAGCAUAGCACCCCCGACAGAAACGCCUCCUCCUGGUUAUAUGUCGGAAGACGGGGACCCCAUAGAUCCUAAUGACAAUAUGAGUAUUUCGAGAAUAACUCCAAGUCCCCCGGUAGAUGCCCAGCCUGUCCUGUAUUGCGAGCCGACAUUCUGGUGUAGCAUCAGCUACUACGAACUGAACACGAGGGUAGGAGAAACUUUCCACGCCAGCCAGCCUUCAAUUACAGUGGACGGUUUUACUGAUCCCAGUAACGCAGAAAGGUAUUCAGCAGUUUUCCUUCUGCUGUGUGAAAUGGGUCUUGAACUUGUAAACGAAUGAAUAAAUAAAUAAAUAAAUCUAGCAUUGUAUGUUUAUUAUACAGGUGGAGAAGUUUUUGCGGAAUGUUUGAGUGACUCGAGUAUUUUUGUGCAGUCUCCCAAUUGCAAUCAAAGAUAUGGUUGGCAUCCUGCUACAGUUUGCAAAAUACCUCCAGGUUGUAACCUGAAAAUAUUCAACAAUCAAGAAUUCGCAGCUCUCCUUUCGCAAUCUGUCAGCCAAGGUUUUGAGGCCGUUUACCAACUAACGAGAAUGUGUACCAUAAGGAUGUCGUUUGUCAAAGGAUGGGGAGCCGAGUACAGGAGACAAACAGUCACUUCGACACCAUCCUGGAUAGAAUUACAUCUUAAUGGUCCUCUUCAGUGGUUGGACCGCGUCUUGACCCAGAUGGGUUCGCCCAGAUUACCGUGUAGCUCCAUGUCGUAACUUCCUUCGGUCCCUAAAGAGUUCAACACAUUGUGUAUGUAUCCUUUUGUACGUACUAGACUUUUCGAUAUUACUGUCGAAUUUGAGAGAAUAAUUUUUUUUGUUGUUUUCAUUUGUGUUUCAAGCAAUAUUUCUGGAAACCUUGGUACACGGCUCAAAGUGUGAGAAAUGGAAGUUUAUUAGGUACCAAAUAUUACAUAUAAUAUACUAGAAAAAACUUUUUUCAGGGCAGGUCUCUAAAAUAUUACAAUAAUGACAGAUAUAACAAAAAUUUAUGGUGAAUAUUACUGAAUUGAAACAGGAGAAAAAAAAAGCAAAUAAAAUCGAACAACCCUCCAUAAAACAAAACCACAAUACUAAUUUGAAAUUAUUCAAAAGAUAUUUACUCCUCAAUGUUCAAAUACUUAUUCAAUACCAUAAUUUUUUUCAUUGUGAUGCAGUUUGGAACCUUUGGUGUAGUAAUCAAUAUUACUGGAGUUUUUCCCAACACCAAACCGUUAUUUUAACACCUCAGCAUGUGUUUCGAUCAUCAAGUGAUCAUCUUUAAGAGGUAUUGAAUAAGUAUUUGAACAUUGAGGAGUAAAUAUCUUUUGAUUAAUUUCAAAUUAGUGUUGUGGUUUUGUUUUAUGGAGGGUUGUUCUAUUUUAUUUGCUUUUUUUUUUCUCCUGUUUCAAUUCCUCCAUAUAUCUUCAUAAAGUUAUUAUGAAUGUUGACUAGAUUUGAAUUUCCUGCCAAGUCAAAUGUCAUUUAGUUACGACAUUUGACACGAAGGUUAGCCAACAAAUCGUCAAGAAAUUUCAGAAAAUUAUGCAUAUAUAUCGAAAGACUUUGGUUUCACAGGUUGUGUAUCAGGGAUUUUGUUUAUCUUUGAGAGAUGAUUUCGAGUCUUAAGGGUAUAAAGUGUACAACGUUUUUUACUAUAGUUACUAAUAGUAAGUUGAGAGUUACAGAUUUUAUUUUCGAAUUAGAAGUUAUAUGAUUAUUGAAAUAUGCAGAUUGUUCUAUUUCGGAAGGUUUUCUGUUGUCCUUAGUGCAUAGCAGCUUUUAUCACUGAUGGAUUUUUUUGUUGACAUGUACAGGGUGUUUCACGCUGCUUUUAAAUAAGAACACGUUUGCUUGCUGGACAGAAAUUGCAUUAACGACAACAGACUAAAAAUGACGUUAUAUUAUACCAUUGUUUUAUUAGUUUUUCAAAUUUUUACCUGUGUGAUAUGUCGUCUUGCACUUCAUUGUGAAUUAAUGACGGUUGUUUUUCUUUAUUUAAGUGCAUUUUUAACAUUUAGGGUUAUGUAUUAUAAUCGGUUCGCGUUGAGUUCAUUAUUUGUAUUAUAUACAUAUUUUGAUUAUUGUAUAAACAUAGUUUUUAUUGAGGCAAACUACCAAAUUGAAUGUAUUUCACUUUCAAAAAUAUAUAGCCGUUAAUUUAUUCUUGA
Leptinotarsa decemlineata (Colorado potato beetle) is the source of this 2979-nucleotide messenger RNA. It is a transcript of the gene Smox, whose product is annotated as Smad on X. Gene Ontology annotation, cellular component: heteromeric SMAD protein complex. The record is from RefSeq and is a predicted model, not a curated record. Lineage: Eukaryota; Metazoa; Arthropoda; Insecta; Coleoptera; Chrysomelidae. Gene Ontology annotation, molecular function: DNA-binding transcription factor activity, RNA polymerase II-specific; RNA polymerase II cis-regulatory region sequence-specific DNA binding; I-SMAD binding. Gene Ontology annotation, biological process: activin receptor signaling pathway; anatomical structure morphogenesis; SMAD protein signal transduction.